Messenger RNA from Propithecus coquereli (Coquerel's sifaka), 1967 nucleotides. It is a transcript of the gene INTS14, whose product is annotated as von Willebrand factor A domain containing 9. Lineage: Eukaryota; Metazoa; Chordata; Mammalia; Primates; Indriidae. Gene Ontology annotation, cellular component: integrator complex. Gene Ontology annotation, biological process: snRNA 3'-end processing. The coding region runs from base 22 to 1341 and encodes 439 amino acids. The transcript is spliced from 10 exons. The record is from RefSeq and is a predicted model, not a curated record.
AAUAAGGAAGCAUUAAGUAAUAUGGAUGAUUAUGACAAAACCUGCUUGGAGUCUGCAUUAGUUGGUGUUUGCAACAUUGUUCAGCAAGAAUGGGGUGGUGCGAUUCCUUGCCAGGUUGUUCUGGUGACAGAUGGCUGUCUUGGCAUUGGUAGAGGGUCACUACGACAUUCCCUAGCUACUCACAAUCAACGAAGUGAAAACAACAGGUUUCCACUACCUUUUCCUUUCCCAUCUAAGUUAUAUAUCAUGUGCAUGGCAAAUUUGGAGGAGCUUCAGAGCACCGAUUCCUUAGAAUGCCUUGAACGUCUCAUAGAUUUAAACAACGGUGAGGGGCAGAUUUUUACUAUUGAUGGCCCUCUGUGCUUGAAAAAUGUACAGUCUAUGUUUGGAAAAUUGAUAGACCUGGCAUAUACACCUUUCCAUGCUGUUCUCAAAUGUGGCCACCUAACUGCUGAUGUACAAGUCUUCCCCAGGCCAGAACCUUUUGUUGUAGAUGAAGAAAUUGAUCCUAUCCCUAAAGUCAUUAACACAGAUUUGGAAAUAGUGGGAUUUAUUGAUAUAGCUGAUAUUUCAAGUCCCCCAGUUCUGUCCAGACAUCUGGUCUUGCCUAUAGCACUUAACAAAGAAGGUGAUGAGGUGGGUACUGGCAUCACUGAUGACAACGAAGAUGAAAAUUCAGCCAAUCAGAUUGCAGGCAAAAUACCCAACUUUUGUGUCCUGCUUCAUGGCAGCCUAAAAGUAGAAGGAAUGGUAGCGAUUGUUCAAUUAGGUCCUGAAUGGCAUGGAAUGCUCUACUCCCAAGCUGACAGCAAGAAGAAAUCAAACCUCAUGAUGUCUCUCUUUGAGCCUGGCCCAGAACCUCUCCCAUGGCUAGGGAAAAUGGCACAGUUGGGUCCUAUUUCAGAUGCCAAAGAAAACCCUUAUGGUGAGGAUGACAAUAAGAGCCCAUUCCCCCUGCAGCCCAAAAACAAACGCAGUUAUGCCCAGAAUGUGACUGUCUGGAUCAAGCCCAGUGGCCUGCAGACAGAUGUACAGAAGAUUUUAAGAAAUGCGAGGAAACUACCUGAAAAAACACAGACAUUCUAUAAGGAGCUAAACCGUCUGCGAAAGGCUGCCCUGGCCUUUGGUUUCCUGGACCUCCUGAAAGGGGUGGCUGACAUGCUGGAGAGGGAGUGCACGCUGCUGCCCGACACAGCCCACCCCGACGCCGCGUUCCAGCUGACCCACGCUGCCCAGCAGCUCAAGCUGGCCAGUACUGGCACCUCCGAGUAUGCGGCUUAUGACCAGAACAUCACACCGCUGCAUACGGACUUCUCUGGGAGCAGCACUGACAGGAUGUGAAGCUGACUCUUGGAGCCUUCCUUUUUCAUUUCAGCUGAAAAUGGUUUCGUUUCCAGUAUGUUCACCUCUGGAAGAGCCGCCCAAAGACUUCGCUGAGGCUGCCGCAGAAUGACACUUGCUGUUUUCAGUGACUUCGUGUGAGAACGGUCUGAAGGGUGGCUGGCUGGUUGGGCUUUAACUUUAGCUUCCUGGGGCUAAUAAUCCUUAAACCCCAAAGACAGCUGUGGGCACAUCUGCUAAGAAGCUUGAAUGACUGAUGAGCACAGAGCUCCCCACCUUCCUCAGGAAACCUGCCCAGCAAGGGUUCUCCGGCUUCUGAAAGCAUCUUCUCUUCGCUCCAGUUUUACAUCUCAAUGGUAAGGGCACUUUCAAGCUCUGUUCUUGGGAUGAGCAACUCAGACCAUUUGGGGCUUGCUAAGUACAAACCCAACACCACUAAGUUUCAGAACUUUCCUUAGAACUUUGGGCAAAACGUGCUCAUAGCCCUCAGGUGCUUUUGGUGUAUCUUAAGAUAGAUACAGACUUUUAAAGAGCUGACACGUGUAAAAUGAUUUCUGUUUCUUCAAGUUUUUUUUUUAAUGAAAUAAAAUACUGGAUUUUUUUUAUAAUAUGGUUUCACUGUGAAA